CACGUUGACGGGAACAGCGCGUCUUACUGAAAGCCACGGACUGUGUCUUAUCUCUGCUUGAAUUUGAUGCGCGUCUGUCGACUUUUUCCCGUCGCGAUAUUCCGCAGAUUUGUGUCCAGGGUCGUGUGUGUUUCCAACAUGGGGAAAAGAAGCAGGCAGAGGCAGAAAAACCAGAAUACUGGCAGGGACGACAGAGACAACGCUGGCUGGGGAGCUGGAUACGCUGACAUUGUCAAGGAAAACAAGCUAUUUGAGCACUAUUACAAGGAGCAGGGCCUGGUGCCCGAUGGAGAGUUUGAAGAGUUCAUGGAGGCGAUGAGGGAACCGCUGCCGGCAACCAUCCGUAUUACUGGGUACAAGAGCCAUGCCAAGGAGAUUCUCCACUGUCUGAAGGAGAAGUACUUCAAAGAUAUUCAGGAGCUGGAAGUGGAUGGUCAGAAAAUUGAGGCUCCACAGCCUCUAAGCUGGUACCCCGAUGAGCAGGCGUGGCACACUAACAUGAGCAGGAAGAUCAUCAGGAAGUCUCCCCUGCUGGAGAAGUUUCACCAGUUUCUGGUCAGCGAGACUGAAUCUGGAAACAUCAGCCGCCAAGAAGCUGUCAGCAUGAUCCCUCCUCUUCUCAUGAAGAUCGAAUCCCAUCACAAGAUUCUGGACAUGUGUGCAGCUCCAGGUUCAAAAACUGCCCAGCUGAUUGAGAUGCUGCACGCCGAUAUGGACGUACCGUUUCCUGAGGGCUUCGUCAUCGCCAAUGACGUGGACAACAAGCGCUGCUACCUGCUGGUGCACCAGGCCAAGCGCCUCAACAGCCCCUGCAUCAUGGUGGUCAACCACGACGCCUCCUGCAUCCCCACGCUCCAGAUCGAGUCGGACGGCAGGAAGAACGUCCUCUUCUACGACCGCAUCCUUUGCGACGUGCCCUGCAGCGGGGAUGGCACCAUGAGGAAGAACAUAGAUGUGUGGAAGAAAUGGACAACCAGCAACAGCCUGCACCUCCACGGGCUGCAGCUGCGUAUCGCCGUGCGCGGCGUGGAGCAGCUGGCCGUGGGAGGGAGGAUGGUCUAUUCCACCUGUUCACUCAACCCUGUGGAGGAUGAAGCCGUCAUCGCUGCGCUGCUGGAGAAGAGCGAAGGAGCCCUGGAGCUGGCCGACAGUUCGGCCGACCUGCCGGGCCUGAAGUGGAUGCCGGGAGUGACCUCCUGGAAGCUGAUGACCAAAGAAGGCCAGUGGUACUCGGACUGGUCCGAGGUGCCGAGCAGCCGUCACACGCAGAUCCGCCCCACCAUGUUCCCCCCGACAGACAAGGACAAACUGGCAGGCAUGCAUCUGGAGCGAUGCAUGAGGAUUCUGCCCCAUCACCAGAACACUGGGGGUUUCUUUGUGGCUGUGCUGGUGAAGAAAGCCCCGAUGCCCUGGAACAAAAGAUAUCCCAAGCUGAGGAAGGAGGCCUCCUCCAGCUCGGCCUCCCCGGCGGAUCCAUCCGGCCUCCUCCUUCCUGAAGGUUCCCCGCAGGAGGGGGAGGCCGAGAAGGAGGCGCCCACGGGAGACCCGUCGGCCCAGGAAGCCGGUGCCAACCAGGACGGCGUGUGCGGACCUCCGCCCUCCAAGAAGAUGAAGCUGUUUGGCUACAAGGAGAACCCCUUCGUGUUCCUGACCGAAGACGACCCCGUCUUCACCACCAUCCAGUCUUUCUACGACCUGUCCCCCGACUUCCCCAAGCUCAACGUCCUGACCCGGACCCACGAGGGCAAGAAGAGACACCUGUACAUGGUGUCCAAGGAGCUCCGCAACGUGCUGCUCAACAACACGGAGCGAAUGAAGGUCAUCAACACCGGGGUGAAAGUUUGGUCGCGCAACAGUGAUGGAGAGGAGUUCGGCUGUGCCUUCAGACUGGCCCAGGAAGGUAUCUACACUCUGCAGCCGUACAUCCACUCCAGGAUCAUCACAGUGAGUGUGGAGGACAUCAAAGUGCUGCUGACGCAGGAGAACCCCUACCUCAGCAAACUGGAGGAAGACGCUCACGCUCAGGCCAAGAAAAUAGGAAUGGGCAGCAUCGUGUUGAAGUACAUUCCUAACCCAAACAACCCGGCCGAGCCGCAGUGUCCCAUCCAGCUGUGCGGCUGGAGGGGGAAGACGUCCAUCCGAGCCUUCGUGCCUCGAAACGAGAGGUUCCACUACCUCCGGAUGCUGGGCGUGGAGGUCUUCAGGGACAAGCAGGGCGUGGGCCAGAAGCGGAGGGAUGGAGAUAAGGAGGGGGAGGGGGAGGAGGCAAAGGAGGAGGAGGAAGGAGCAGCAGCAGAAAACGAAGCGGAGCUGGACUUGGAGAACGGAGGAGAGAACGGAUCAGAAUCAAAGACUGCCAGCAGCAACCAAGAGACGAGUCGCUGAGGAGGCAGCGAGAGGAGAUGAUGGAACGACGAGCUCCAAGAGCCGAUCAGGCCGAGGCGGCAGAGGAGGCCGACGAGCCUCGACGGGUUCCCCACACUGCCCCCUGCAGGAGGACGCCCCGCCACACACAGACUUUUUCCAACAAUCUGCUUUUUGUUUAUUUUUAGUUGAAGUUUUAAAAGCUUGUCUUAUUUUAUAAAACUUUUCAGUGUUUUAAAGAAAGUUGUAUCUCACCGGACGAGCGGCGUCGUUUUCCUUUCAGUUGCUCCCGUUUGGAGAGGUUUGGAUUAAUGGCAGCCUGAUUUUGUACACCUGCAAUUAAAUUGAAGCGUUGAGUCGAUUAAAGGUGUGAAAGGUC
Messenger RNA from Salarias fasciatus (jewelled blenny), 2743 nucleotides. RefSeq names its product NOP2/Sun RNA methyltransferase 2 (gene nsun2). Bases 67 to 2385 code for a protein of 772 amino acids. NCBI's taxonomy places the organism in Eukaryota, Metazoa, Chordata, Actinopteri, Blenniiformes, Blenniidae. The transcript is spliced from 19 exons. Gene Ontology annotation, biological process: tRNA methylation. Gene Ontology annotation, molecular function: tRNA (cytidine-N5)-methyltransferase activity; tRNA binding. Gene Ontology annotation, cellular component: nucleus; cytoplasm. The record is from RefSeq and is a predicted model, not a curated record.